Messenger RNA from Zingiber officinale, 1130 nucleotides. Its product is annotated as ethylene-responsive transcription factor 3-like. NCBI's taxonomy places the organism in Eukaryota, Viridiplantae, Streptophyta, Magnoliopsida, Zingiberales, Zingiberaceae. Gene Ontology annotation, molecular function: DNA-binding transcription factor activity; DNA binding. Gene Ontology annotation, biological process: regulation of DNA-templated transcription. The record is from RefSeq and is a predicted model, not a curated record. Bases 245 to 874 code for a protein of 209 amino acids. The transcript has a single exon.
GAGGGCGAAAUAAAAUUUUCUGGAACCCUUUGCCAUUUAGGAAGCGAUCGUGGAUCGGACGCGGGCGACGGUCACGGACGCAAAAAUGGCGAUGGGCGAGGGCGGAGGCGGAAGUGCGAUGCGAUCGAUGGAAGAAAUAAAGAAGCCGUGAUGUCGCUUCUCAGAUUGUAACAGGAAUUCGAAUUUGCGAUCGCGAUUUCAAGUUCGAUCCACCGCCUCUCUCGAUCGAUCGAUCAGGGGACAGAUGCGGAAAGGGCGAGCUCCGGUGGCAGCCUCGGCGGAGUCCUCCGAGGUGAGGUACCGAGGCGUCCGGAAGCGGCCUUGGGGGCGCUUCGGGGCCGAGAUCCGAGACCCAGUGAAGAAGGCCCGGGUGUGGCUCGGCACCUUCGACACCGCCGAGGACGCCGCCCGGGCGUACGAUGCCGCCGCCAGAGCCUUCCGCGGCCCCGACGCCAAGACUAACUUCCCCGCCUCCGCGUCCCCUCCUCCGCAGACCCUCCUUCCAUUUUCUUCCUCCGCCCCGCGAUUCACCUUCGGCGGUCAUCGUCACCAGUCUCCGCCGCAGCGGGCCGCAUCCAGCAGCCUCAGCAGCACUGUCGAGUCCUUCGGCGGCCCACGGCUUACCCCGCCGGCCUUCCCCCGAGAGUCGCACAUCCGGAGUCAGACCAACCCGCUACCCCCGCGCGUUCUUGAUGGCGAGGAGGAUUGCCACAGUGAUUGCGGUUCGUCGUCCUCGGUCGUCGACAACACGGACGGUGACCUCGCGUCGGCGCAGGAACAGCCAAUGCUCCUGGAUCUCAACAUUUCGCUCGAAGAUGAUCCUUCUUUGAUUACCAGUCCCAAUUCUAAGAAAAGUAAAGAUGAUCUUCACUAAAAAAAGGUCUUCUCCUUUCCUGAACCUAUCUCUGCAUGUUGAUCUCGAUCUUUCUGUUCUAUCUAUGUCGUGUUCUAUUUUUUAGCUAAGAAUUACAAAUGGUUUGGCUUUUGAAUAUUUGGUGAUAUCAAGAACAGUUCGAAGAUAUGCUUGGAUCUACCUCUCUUCCACUUUUUAGCCUCUGUACAAAGAAAAUCUAUUACGUUUAAUGAAUAAGAAAUUGGCGAAAGCUAAAAUAGCUUCCUGCAUUAAUUCA